UACACUAUAAUGAGAAACAGAGUGAGCUUCAUAUCUUUUCCACACCCUCUCUUGAAACACUAAAGCUUCGUGUUUGCCCUUUGCUCACUCUCUCUCAUUCUCUCUCUCUCACACACACACACAAACCAACGCAGUCACGCGCACAGACACAGGCAGCUUUUAUUACAACCCUCCACAGUGAGAACAGGGAGUAAGACAGAGAGAGAGAGAGAGAGAGAGAAGAAUUCCUCCACUUGUUUCCCUGAGGUUCAGGAAGGAAUGGCAGCAAACGCCAGCACCGAGCCCCGGGUUCUGUUCCAGACCUCUGAGAAGGAGGAAGAGGAGACCUCCCAGCGCAAACUGGGCAAGCUGACGGUCAAGUACAACCGCAAGGACCUGCAGAGGAGGCUGGAUAUUGAAGAGUGGAUUGAUGGGCAACUGCACCUGCUUUACGACUGCAAGGAGGAAGAGAUUCCAGAGUUAGAAAUUGACAUAGAUGACCUGAUUGAACUUCCAGAUGAAGAGCAGCGAGCAAAACUCCAGGAACUUCUACAGGAGUGCGGCAAACCCAAAGAGGACUUUAUCAAUGGACUGCUUUAUAGAAUGAAGGGAGUUCGAAAGAUGUCAGCCUCUCAGAGAAAGUGACCCUGAAGGAAGCUGGGGACUAGCAUCACCUUUUUUAGUUGCUUGGAUUUUAGUAUGUAACUAUGUUCUUAAUAGAACUAAUGUCUGGACAGGAAACUGUUCACACAACAAUGGGUCAAUAUUAGACUGGAUGAAAGUGGACUUCUGGACUUAUUUUGAAAUCUAUUUAUAGACAUUUUGACUUUUUGAAUAUUUUGUGUAAAAAUGACACAGUACCUGUUUUUUUUAAUUUUUUUUUUUUUUUACUUUUGUGAACUAAGACAAAUUUAAAAAACCAAACCGAUGACCACGCUAUCAAUCAAAUAUUUACAGAACCUUCUUUGUGGACUUACCUACAAUUUAUAUUCCGUGGUGUCCUUCUAAUAAUUCCAAUGUUAUUCACCUGAGUAUGUGCAAUAAAUGUUAGUUUUGAUUAAAUGUUUUAGCUCUGGGGUGGAAAUAUCAUGGUUCCUGGUCCAUAGCCCAGACCAUUUAUGGUUCUGAAUCCAAUAUUCGAUCAAAGAGGGUGGUGAAAAGAAGACAGUUUUCAAGUAUUGAGCAGUUGAGAGGACUGGCAAAAGAUUUCCUCCAGACUGUUCAUAAAGGCUUGUGAUAAAGCAGCAAGGAAAUAUAGGAAAAGUUGUUCACUUUUAUUGCUUGCCAACACAAAAUAAACAAACAGGUUCAGACAUUUAAAGGGGAGACAAAGCUUUCCCUGCUCUCCGUCAGUUGAACUUCUGUCUUACUUUAACACACAGCUUGGAAACAGUAGCUUUGGUAACAUCUAUCAGUGCUGAAACAAAAGUGGUUCAGCAGCCUAAAUGACACAGUAGACUUUCAUUUGUUAAUUGUUGAUUAAUUAGCUAAUCAAUUAAGGACUUCCUUCUUGUGAUCCACAUAUUCAAAAGAUUGGGGACUUCCAGCACACAUUAAACUAUAAUUACAACACAAAUUAAACAGUGACAAAACACAACACUAUUUCCAAUGGAAAACCUAUUUUACAGGGGUGUGGGCAGUUGGAUGCAAGUCCCAUACAGCUAGUGCACAGACUAUGAGACCACUGCCUUCCCUAGCCUGUGCCCUGUGAUAAAGACGGAGGGCCAUUAACCCUUUCACUGUUCUAUGAAAAGUCAGAGAAGAGCAAACCCAAUUUUAAUAAAGAUGAAUGGCAGUCACUUUUUCAUUGACAGAUAUGUUAUUGAAAGUAAGCUGGGUAUGGGUAUUUGUAAAGGCUUGGCAAAAGUGAUCAGUCAAAAAGGUAGGAAAUCAGAUUACCAUUGAAAUAACAAUUUAACAAAAAUAAAGCAAAACAAAUGAUUUUUCACAAAUAAGAACAAUACAGUUGAACUUUUAACACUCCUUCCUAAGCCCCAACCUCUACAGGACUCAACAUACAGGCUAGUUGCAGCCUUUUAUAUCCACUGCCUAUGUUGCUAAAUUAAACACUUAAGUGAUUGAUUGGACCUCCAUUCUAGCUACAUUCUCACAUGGCUGAUAUGGAGGGAACCAGAAACCAAGUUACAUGCAGGGCUAGAGAUGUUUUCUUUAUUCCUGCUAAACUAGAAUAAAAUAAAACAAAUAUGUGACAGCGGACAACUCAUCCCACCACUGUAUUAAAUAUAAAAUGAUCUUAUGUAAUAAUAUUCUUGUUUAGAUUCACUCUUUAUUAUUUUCAUCAUUAGUAGGGUUACCAUACGACUCCAUGCUCACUGGGACAAUUUGGGACAGUUCAGGCUUUUUAACUCACACCCCAAUGCAUUCUGGUAAGUGUAGUCCUGUGUCUCUUAACGGAAAGAAACAAGUGAAAGGUACCUGAGACAGUAACACGUACCAGACUGCAUUGCAAUGUGAGUUGAAAAGCCUGAACUGUCCCAAAAUCUUCCAGUGAACAUGGUGUCAUAUGAUAACCAUAGUCAACACGUCCUGGUGCCUAUUAAAACAAAGUUUUUUAAGUUUAAAACAAGCCUGUUGGCCUCAAUAUAGCCCCUCAGAAUCAGGUCAAAUCUGCAAGAGUGUAGCAAUUAACCUGUCCCCCUGCAACACUCUGCCCCUACUGGAUGUGAGAAAUACCACAUGUAUUCUCUGAUUUGAUUCUUAUGUACGCAAAGCUACAUUAGUUAAGCAAACUAAUACCAAGUGGCUGCUUAAGUAUUUAAUAAACUGGUAAAAGUGCAUUCAGCUCUCUGAAUGAUUGACUGAGAAUAUGGUAUAACUAUCAUUGGAUUUUAUAAUGAACACUAACAUAUAUAUUUUUUAUUUUCUAUUUACUUGAUGAAAAACAUCUUUACAAUCAAUAACAGGUGUUUUACAGCUUUGCGAGAAACAAACUGAAUUGCGGGUUUACAUACCAAUAACCAUAAGGGUUCAGCACAAACCCCAGACACCUGCAAGUGGGAUACAACGAAGUGCUGAGGUUUAAUCAGUUUGUUUCUUUUAGUGUUACUGUACGUACUGCCUUAGAUUAGAUAAUAUUUAUGAUUGACCCACAGAUACUUGAGUACAUCUGCUUUCAUUUUGCUCUCUUCUGUCAUCUUUUAUUUUUUUUUUUAAUUUAACUGAGAUUUGUUCCAUUUCAUAAACUAUUGAAGUCAGCAAUAGUUGUGUAUGGGACUACAUCUAUAGCAACUGAUGAUGUAUAUUGAUAACAUGACACCUGUGGGUUCAUAACAAUAAAACACUCAAUGGUAGAAUAUGUAAGAAUAAUAAUGGAAACUAUUUGACAAGAAGAUGAAAACUUUAUUUUAGUAUUACUAGAUACAUCCCGGGUGAUAAUUGUUUCACUCUGGUCACUUUGUUUCAUCCACUGCUGUAACAACUAUCUUAAACUGGAAAACUACACCCAACACUAACUGGAGCAAAUGGUGGUUGCUAGCCCAGCUUCAUAGAAGCAUGCUGUGCUGAUAAUCGCGAGGUUUGAAUACUCUUAACUUGAGAAAUCCUCAUGAAGGUGUACUCUCCUUGUCAUUGAACAGUGCAAGACAGACACAAGACAACCUCUGUAUACUGUGUAUCAUGUGCUGUUCGGACAGCUUCAGAAUAGCACAGCAUGGUAGCACCAGCCACCUCUUGUUUAUUUAUGCUGUAAACUAGGCCAUUCCAGCAAGCACUGGAUUCGCCUGAGGCUGCACAUUAAUGUGAACCAUAUUGCUAUUUUUAUGUGUUUGGCUGUAAAACUGUGACCAUGUAAUUCCCACCUUAUAGAGCCUUAGUAACUUCUGUAUAAGAAACUGUAAAACAUUAUCUUUAUAUAGCUACACAACAACAGACAACAAAAAUGAUGGUCAUGUUGAUGACUAUGACAUCUGUGUGGUUUUGUUUUGUUGCCUCUAUAGUGAGAUUUAAGUAGUUAUUGUUAUUGUCUAUGUUUCCUGAGAUUCCAGAGCAGCCCCCAAUCCCCCUUUAAUAAAUGUGGAUGUUUCCUGGCC
Molecule: messenger RNA, 4028 nt
Organism: Polyodon spathula (Mississippi paddlefish)
Lineage: Eukaryota; Metazoa; Chordata; Actinopteri; Acipenseriformes; Polyodontidae
Product: protein phosphatase 1 regulatory subunit 14B-like
Exons: 4
Coding region: 259-624 (121 amino acids)
Biological process (GO): regulation of phosphorylation
Cellular component (GO): cytoplasm
Molecular function (GO): protein serine/threonine phosphatase inhibitor activity
Source: RefSeq, a predicted model, not a curated record